AUGGGAACGGAGCUACUUGUUCGCGAGAAACAUUAUGCUUGGAAUAUUGAAAAAGCUGCCGGUGCUAAGUAUGGGUGGUACAAAGCCGCAGAAUUGAGCAUUGAGAAACCGUUAAUUGUGGGAGAACUCUUGGACCAGGGGUUGGACUACAUUGAAGUUCCUGGAUAUGGCUGGUUCCUCGAACAUUUGUCUGGACAUGGAGAUGUUUACUAUUAUGCCUACGACUGGCGUCAUCGUGUCCAAUAUCACGUAGCGCCCUGUGCCAAAGGCAUUCUAGCAUUGAGUGAAAGUAACCCCGGCCGGCGCCUCAUUCUUAUUGGGCAUUCGAUGGGAGGACUCAUAUGUAGGAAGGCACUCGCAAUGUACGACGGGGUAGAAGGGGCCGUCAACAACUUUGUGCCUCUCGGCGUGCCUGUUGGAGGCUCAACUAUGGCCGUGGAGCGGGCUUACAACGGAUUUGGCUGGUGGCUCCCUAACCGACGCAAGCUUACCAAAGUGCUGCAACAGUUUGGCUCCAUCAUGGACGAUCUCUGGCCUACAUACCCGUGGUUGCGUGAACAUGGAAAGACUGGUCUUGUAGAGAGGCGUCCACCUGACAAACCAACACGACCUCCUCCGGCGUACGCAUUGUCUUUUGCGUGGAAACAAUACAUUUCUCGCCAUCACCAUGGUGUGCAUGUAAAGGGCCAUAAUGUCGAGACAGCCGCCGUAAACCUCCACGAGCUCGCUACAGAGGCAGAUUUUCGGGCCAAAACGGUGGGAUAUCAUUGUGAUAAGAUCCAGACGCCACAUACCAUGGAGGAGAGGUCGAAAUCUGCGCAAACGGUGCUUGGAAGGUACAAACUUUUGGAAGAUGGGCAUAAAGACGGGGAUGGUACUGUGGUGGCUCAUGCGAGCAUUGGCAUAGCUACUAAGCACAAGGUGAAGCAUCAGCACUUUGUGGCGGAUGAGAUAAUGGUCAAGGAGAUUAUUGCCCUGGCCCAGGAGCAUAGGUAG
Molecule: messenger RNA, 996 nt
Organism: Trichoderma gamsii
Lineage: Eukaryota; Fungi; Ascomycota; Sordariomycetes; Hypocreales; Hypocreaceae
Exons: 1
Coding region: 1-996 (331 amino acids)
Molecular function (GO): hydrolase activity, acting on ester bonds
Source: RefSeq, a predicted model, not a curated record